This is a messenger RNA of Vitis riparia (riverbank grape), 2543 nucleotides long. RefSeq lists its product as uncharacterized. The record is from RefSeq and is a predicted model, not a curated record. Lineage: Eukaryota; Viridiplantae; Streptophyta; Magnoliopsida; Vitales; Vitaceae. The coding region runs from base 394 to 1773 and encodes 459 amino acids. The transcript has 4 exons.
ACCCUUUUCUUAAUUUUUCAUCUCAAUUUGAUAACCUUUUGCUUUUGAUUUCUCUCCUUUUUGGUUGAUUGUAUUGGUGAGAUAAUGUUAGGCUGUUAGUGCUAAUGGGUUUAAUCUAUUUUAUUGUUUCGUGUGGGUUUGGAUGACUUUGGAUAUUGGAUUGUGCCUGUGUGGUUGCCGAGAAAUGGUUCGGGUAAGGUGCUUUGUAGAGUUUUUGGGUAUGUUUGGCUGCUGAGAAAUGGGUCUUGGAACUUGUUUGCAUGGUGGGAGUGGCUUUGAACGGGUUUUUGGCGAAUUUUGUUUUUGAUUUCUUUCCUUUAUGUUCUACCGUAUGGUCAAGACAGUAUAUAUAAUCUAUUAUACUCUCAAAUAGUUAUCACUUGAAAGGGUUCCAUGGCAGGUAAUGGCCUGCCAUCUCUGGGUCGUGUGAAACUCUGCGAUCUGAUUGCUUGUGAAGGCCUUCCUUCUGAUUCUUAUAAGUUAUCUGUGUCCACUUUGUCACAAUCACUAGCUCAAUAUUCUGCUGCUAUCAUUCAAUUUCCUUCAAGUGAUGGAGCCCUUCUAAGGUCUGGUUUGGAUUCUGCUCACCUCUACUUCCAUCAAAGAGCAUCUUACCCAGCUGCAGAUAUGAUCCAUAACAAUGAAUCUCGUGAGUGGUGCAAGACCUCUGGUUAUUAUGCAGAUCCGCAACAGUGGCAAGAAACCUAUGAUUUCAGACCAGGCUUAACUCCUCCAGAAUCAAAUAGCGGUUUGGAAUUCCCUCCAGCUGGUUUGCCAGAUAUAUUUUCUCUGCUUGGCAAAGCAGCUCGGGAUAUUCUGGAUGCUAUCAGCUUCUAUUUGAACUUGCGUAGCUCGCCUUUUACUGAAAUACUCGAUAAUGUUCCCUUGAGAAGUCGUGAAAUAUCAUCUUCUGUACUGUCUGUUUGCUGUUAUGGAAGGCCAUCCUUUCAGGGACCACAACAUCAUAAUUUAACUACCCAAGAGGAUGGCCAAUUAGUUAUGUUUUCUGAUCAUGAGCACCAAGUUGAUAAAAGCCUGAUAACACUUGUCAAGUCAGAUAAAGCAGGCUUACAUGUAAGAGACUUUCAUGGUCGUUGGAUUCUUGUGGAUGGGGAUCUUGGUCCCCAAGAAGCCAUUGUUUAUCCUGGACUCGCACUCUACCAGGCAACUGCUGGCUAUGUUGGCCCUGCACUACACCGAACAGAGAUUAGUAAUAUGCAGGGUAAUAUGUAUGGACGAUGCUCUCUAGCUUUCAAACUCAUGCCCAAAUCCAUGACCAGUCUCAAUUGUUCGGAGAUGAGGGCAGCUGGUCAUGGGGUUGAAGCUCAGUUUCAGCUUCCAGUACCAGUGGAUGACUUUAUGCAGAGAUCCCACCCCACCGAGCAACUUUUUAACAGAAACAAUUUCCCAAGUUUCAAUUUUCCUACAGCCCAAGAUGGAUCUAUGAAGCCCUUGAUGAGGAGGAGGAAGAAUAAUUCUAGAUGCAAACCUCUCCCACCUUCCAAGAGGUUACGACUAGAGGCACAAAGAGUUCUCAAGGAGAGAGUUCAGGAUAUUGCAGAUAAGAAGGGCAUCAAGUUGAGGUUCUGUAAUCUGAAGGAAUGUGAGAGUCACAUCCAUACACUUGACAGUCCUUGUGCCAAUACAAGAAUGGAGAUCGGGUGGCCACCAGGGGUUCCAUUUGUUCAUCCUCAUGAUCUACCAAACAAGGCAAAGAUUGGUUUCUUGAAGCAUAUGAACCUGGUUGGACAGCCACUCAUGAUAUGGAGUUAAGUCUAAUAGAACCUGGACAGGCCAGUCAACACUCGGCUAACUGUAACUGAAUCAAUCUCCAUAACUUCUGAUGUGUGGCCACCCUUGAUCAGCUUGUGAUUAUUUGUAGCUGCUUGAUUCUCUCUCACCAUGGUUCUGAGACAUUGUCAUCCUCAACUGGAAAUCUUAUAUUCCUCAUCCGGGACUAGUUGGUGUGCCAUACUCUUGAGUUUGUCCUUCAUUCUCAGCUGACCUUACAGGGAAUCAUGACCCAGUAAUAGAUUGCUUGUAUUUAGAUGAUUUUGAGGGAACUUGGAUUAGUUUCUUGCAGUUUCCUCUGAACUAAUUGUGUUACAGAAUCACCAGGGAAGACUUACUUGUGGCUGACCUUUAUAAAUCCUCUGAAGUUUUGUACUAUGAGCUAUACCACUCACCAACUCUGUUUGAAAGAGAGAACGGGAAUUGUUUGGAUAUCCUCACCUACUUGAGACACAUUAGUACAGGUUUUUAUUGCAAUGUUUUCUGCUUCGAUUGUCCCAACUGCUAUUUAUGGAGAAUGUGAGCUUACGGACUAAUAAGGGUUCGCAAUGUUUCCUAGUUGUACAAAUUUACCAGUACCGAUCUCUUUUGUUGGAUUGGUGACUAUCCGAUAUUUAAAUAUGAGAUGUGCUGUUUCUGAUGGUCGCACUUCCAUCAUGGUGUUUUUUCUUGGAUUUUCAUUAUUACUGUUUCUGACUGAUUUCUGUAUGAUGAUCCAUGGGAUUUUGAUAAUAAGCAAGUUUUACUUCCUA